UUUUUUUGGUCAGGAAGUGCACUGGAAUUGCUUAUUAAAGUUAACAAUCCUGCAGGUCCCAGGAGCUACCUGACGUCCACCAUGACAGAGCGCUUCGACUGCUUCUACUGCCGCGACAACUUGCAUGGCAAGAAGUACGUUAGGAAGGACGACAAGCCUGUGUGCACCAAGUGCUUCGACAAAAUCUGCGCCAAUACCUGCGCCGAAUGCAGGAAACCUAUCGGCGCCGACUCUAAGGAGCUGCACCACAAGAGCCGCCACUGGCAUGAGGAUUGCUUCCGCUGCGCCAGGUGUUACAAGGCGCUAGCCAGCGAGCCCUUCUGCGCCCGCGACGACGGCAAGAUCAUGUGCGGCAAGUGCAACUCGUGCGCUGAUGGCAAUCGCUGCCAAGGCUGCUACAAGGUGGUCCUGCCAGGCUCCAAGAAUGUGGAGUACAAAAACAAGGUGUGGCACGAGGAGUGCUUCACCUGCUUCGAGUGCAAGCAGCCAAUCCGCACGCAGAGCUUUCUGACCAAGGGCGAUGACAUCUACUGCACUGCGUGCCACGAAAAGAAGUUUGCCAAGAAAUGCUUCCACUGCAAGCAGCCCAUCACAUCUGGAGGGAUAAGUUACCAGGAGCAGCCAUGGCACAGUGAGUGUUUUGUUUGCCGCACCUGCCGCAAGCAGCUGAGCGGCUCUCGCUUCACGGCCCACGAGAAUGCCUUUUACUGCGUGGACUGCUACCGCAGCGACGUGGCCAAGAAGUGCCAUGGGUGCAAAAACCCCAUCACAGGGUUCGGCCACGGUACCAAUGUGGUCCACUAUGAGGGCUUCUCCUGGCAUGAGUAUUGCUUCAACUGCAAGAAGUGCUGCCUGUCCCUGGCCAACAAGCGCUUUGUCAUCACCGGCGAUCACAUCUACUGCCCCAACUGCGCUAAGCUGUGA
Nerophis lumbriciformis (worm pipefish) is the source of this 924-nucleotide messenger RNA. Lineage: Eukaryota; Metazoa; Chordata; Actinopteri; Syngnathiformes; Syngnathidae. The record is from RefSeq and is a predicted model, not a curated record.